AUGCACUCAGAUGACAGUCUCGAGUUUGUUCUCGUGAACGAUGAGGAUGUGAACGACUACAAUGAAACUGGCAUUGCUCCGCAGCCUCCAGAUGUCCUUGUCAAGAUCCAGGAAUGGCUUCAGCCUACAGAUUACAACUCCGAAUCGAGCGAGUAUCACAAGCAUCUGAAUUCAUAUCUCCGGGGAACCGGAGAAUGGGUCCAAGAAACUGAAGCUUAUCAACAAUGGCACAGUUCACCUGAAAUUGGUUCUCUUUGGCUGAAAGGGACUGCCGGCGCUGGAAAGAGUGUGCUCGCUGCCAUGCUUGCCGACAAAUUGGCCAAGACCGAGGAAGUUCCAGUGUUGUUCUUCUUCUUUCGACAGAUUAUCGCCACAAAUCACGAUCCUCAAUCGUUGGUAAGAGAUUGGAUAUCUAUGAUUCUGAAUCAUUCUCCAUCCCUUCAAGCGACAUUAUUGCACUUAGUGGAUGAGCGUCGGGGCUUGGAAACGAUAAGUGCGAGUGAGUUCUGGCAGUACCUGGUCCACGCCCUCGUGUCCAUUCCCAAGGUAUACUGCAUUAUUGAUGCCUUGGACGAAAUGGAUAUCGACAAACAAGAUUUCUUCACAAAUAUUGUCAACCUCGGCAAACGGAAGCCGUCAUCGAUCAAGCUUCUAAUUACCAGCAGACCGUUGCCUCGAAUUGAGGCCGUCCUCAGAACCCCAUCAGUACUGCAAAUUCGACUUGAACAGCUCAAGGUAGACAAAGAUAUUGCAGUCUAUGUUGACCAUCGCUUGCAGCUUGCCAGUGUUGAAGGCGAGUUGAGGGCAUCUGUCAAAGAAGCUGUUGGGGGAAAAGCUCAAGGCUCCUUUCUCUAUGCCCGUCUAAUGAUGGACGAACUCCUCGAUCACUUGACUCAAAUGGUUCCCGACAUUAAAUACAUCGAGCCAUCCCUGACAUGGCUUCCACUUACACUUGAAGACAUGUACAAUGGCAUGUUAAUCGACCACUCUCUCCGAUCACGAGUUCCACAGGAUCUUCAGCUCACCAUUUUGCAAUGGGUUACUCACUCACCAAGGCCGCUGCGUCUCCUCGAACUUGCCUUUGUGAUUGAUCUGCAAAGUGGAAGCAACACGAAUAGCAAAGACACAAAGGCAAUUGCUCGUGCAGCAUGCGGUCCGUUACUAGAAAUUCUUGAAGAUGAGACUGUCUCCGUCAUCCAUCAUUCUUUCACAGAGUUUCUGAUGGACCAGGAUAGGAGAUCUAGACCAGCUUCGGAUGGAUAUCAUCCUCAAUUUCCAGUGAUUGAUUCUGCUACCGCACACAAGUCAAUGGCUCUCAUUUGCUUGAAGUAUCUGGAUUCAGGUUGCUUGAAUGAUUGGGCUCUUAUGGAGCGAAAGGUAGACGACGACUUCUAUCGACCGAAGAAGCAAGUCCAACAACCAAUCAUGAUGAAACACCCAUUCUUGGAUUAUGCCAUGAACAAUUUCUAUCUCCACGUCUGCAGGCAUGGUCUGGAUGAGUCGCUUCUUUCCCAACUGGAUGCUUUCAUGAGGCCUGAUAAUUAUGCCUUUUCAGCCUGGGUGGACAUGACAUGGGACAAUACUUACCAACUCGAGAAAAUAUCUCCACUGCACGUUGCAGCAUGGGCAGGAAUGGCCGAUUACGUGGAACAUCUGCUCAAUUCAGGUAAUGAAAGUAAUAGUGGCGAUGGUCGACUUCGUACACCGCUGUCUUGGGCCUCAGCUAAAGGCCACACCGAAGUGGUUGCUUCACUCCUCGAAUAUGUGAUAGAGCCUGACGUGGAUGAUGACCAGGGCCUGAAGCCCUUACAUUAUGCUGCUCAAGGAAACCACCAUAAGAUUGUCAAGCUCCUUCUUGACUCUGGUGUCAGUCCCUUGACUGAGAAGACGAAAGAUUACAAUCGAAGAUGCGGCAAUUCUCCCUCUAGCAUUGGAGAAAGUCCUUUGAUGUACGCAUGUCAGUCUGGUUCUGUCGAGUCCGUCCGGACAAUGAUUCCUUUCCUGACCCCAGAGAAUCUCAAUCAGGCUUUGUGCUGGGCCGCAACGCCUGGCAAAGCGCAAGUGCUGGAUCUGCUUUUAGACGUUCCCGGCGUCCAGGUAGAUCCUCCCGGUCAGCUCGAUACUCCUCUUUUCCUUGCGGCAAAGUGCCUUCAUUUCGAUGCCAUGCGUUCUUUGCUGUCGAAAGGAGCCGAUUCAAACAAAAUAUCAGAGAAUGCACAUCACAUGCAAGGCUACACUAUGCAUGGAAUUCUGGAGAGAGGAAAGACUGGACCAUCACCACUCCAUGCAGUGUGUGGACUUCAUUAUCAAAGCUACACACAUCAAAAUGACGAGGAGAACAUGAAGAAGUGCUUUGGCCUCCUGCUCAAAUACGGAUGCGACAUGAACCCUAUUGACAAAGAAGGAAAGACACCCCUGCAUUACAGCGUAAAGAGCAAGAAGCACUCUUGCAUCUCACUACUGCUCUUGAAAAAUGGGGCAGACCCAACCAGAAGGGACAAGUCUGGUCAUACACCACUCCACCUUCUGGACCUUCACGAAGAUUGCGGCCCAUUGAUCGAGUUAAUGACUGCUAAAGGAGCACGUAUGAACGACCGUGCGUCCGAUGGGAGGACACCUCUCCAUUGUAUGGUGAGUUCUAUCCACGAACUAGAAAUCGAGCCUCUACUCCCUCUGGUGGAUGAUUGGAAUGUGGCAGACUCGAAUGGGGACACUCCACUGCAUGUUCUCCUUUCUCAAUCUUACCAUCCGGAAGCUGGUCUCCAAGUCCUUCUCAAAGCCGGAGCUGAUCUUCACCGCCGGAACAAAAAAGGCGAACUUCCCAUUCAUGUCGUGAAAGAGCUCAUCCCAGGAUUUGGUACAUCGAUCCUUCCUCUACUUCUCGCCGCAGGAGCAAACCUCGAGGCUAAGGACCACAGCGGUGGAACUGUUUUGUCUCGAUUAGCUGAUACCCACACCUUCAAUUUCCAAAAGACCGCUCAGUAUUUGGUCGAAAUGGGUGCCGACGUCAAUUGUUGCGAUUUUGAAGGCAACAGCAUUCUGCAUAGGAUCUGCAGGAAGUCUCCGGACGCCACAUCAAUCAACUUCUUUGUUGAAGCUGGGGUAAACCCGCUCUCUGUCAAUCACGCUGGAAACAAUCUCUUGCAUGAGCUGUUUAAUAGCAGUGUUUCGGCAGAUAGAAUACCUGAUAUACUGGCGAACUUGCUCAAACUCAAAGUUCUUCCAACAGCUAAGAACAACUCAGGUCAAACGCCUCUCCAUAUCGUAUGCAGCCGAGCCUCUCCUUCCUAUGAGUCGAAGGUAAACACCCUAGAUCUUGUCCUUCGAUCUCCGAUCGGAGCAAGCAUCGAUGCUGAAGAUAACAAUGGAAUUCGUCCUGUGCAUCUUGCAGCUGCUACAUCUGAGCAACACCUUUGGAAGCUUUUGAAUCAUGGCGCCGAUAUCCAGGCAGUAACGUACGAAGGAUUGAAUCUUCUCCACGUCUCCGCACGAACAAGACAGCCAAAUACUGUGGGUCUACUCAUCGAAAGGUUGCGAGAAAGUGACGGCCUCAGCCUGUUGAAUGCCGUCGACUAUAGUGGGAGGACAACUUUACAUUAUGCAUGUCGCUCUGGCAGACCAGAAACUGUCUCACUAUUGCUAAAUUCUGGCGCGGACGUGAGUAUCAUGGACAAGGAACUACUGACGCCACUUCACGCCUGUGCCGAGUUCGAAGAAGAGCAAGUCUUAUGGUCCACUCAUCCCACUGGGUGGACACGAGCCUGUGGGAUCCUAAUCAACGAUAAAUCCAGACCAGAUCCAGAUGGUCAAAACAUGUCCUGGAACACCGGUCCAUCAAUCUGGGAACGAGUCCACCCUGGAAAUAAAACAGCAAGAAUCCGAGAGAUCAUUCGUCUAUCAAUCAAGCACGGUGCAGAAAUUGCUUUCUGCGGACAAAUCUCGUCUCCAAUUGAUCUUGCCGUUCGGAGAGGUUGUACCGAUAUGGUACAUGAGCUUCUACCACUCAUGGAACCAAUCUACGCCAAAGCUAAAGAGGAGACUCGGCAGUAUGGAGAAUUAGGAACACGCAGGAACCCCAAGUUCCAAGAGAAAUAUCUUUUCGCCCUCAGCAAUGUAACUCUCCGAGAAGAAGAUGUGCAAGGCUGUUUGCCAAAUAUGUCACUUGCCACUAACCUCCUCAGCUUGGGCCACUUGGACGCCCUCAAACAGCUCCCGAGUCUUGGUGUAGACUUCUCUCCAAAUACGGACAGGAAUUCGGAUUUCCUCACGACUUUAGUCAAGUGUGGAUAUGCAGACUUGUUUCAAGCGAUAGGAGACUCUGUGACCACACCAGGUUGGAUCAACGGGGUUAAUUCUGGCGAGUAUGGCAAGUCGCUUGAUCCUUAUCUGAUCACUGCUGUGAACAGCGAUCUACCUAACCUGGACAUCAUAAAGAUAGCAGUUGAGAGAUUUGGGGCAGAUGUCAACAUUCAGCCUGAAACUAGAGUAUAUCACAGCGGCAACACCGAUGACAAUGUUUUUGGGCCAACUCCUCUCCACAUUUUGGCUAGCGCAAGCCGAUGGUGGCAAACCGAUGCUAUGCAAUAUCUACUGAGCAAAGGUGCAAACACAGAGCUCAAGAACCAACUUGGCCAGUCGGUUCUCAACUAUGCUGUCUGUGAAAGCCGUUCCUCUGGAAGCUAUCGGAGAACAGAGACGGUCAAAAUCCUCCUCGAACAUGGCGCAGAUCCUAACAGCGUGGACAACGAUGGGAUGUCUUCUCUGAACAACUCUAUGCAUGAUUUGGAGCUUGUUACUCUGCUCAUAAAACAUGGCGCUGAUGUGACGCUUGGAGUGAAGCCCGUACUGUUUUCAGCAAUCACGUCGCUAGACGUGGCUGCAGUCUCGGUCCUUUUGAAAGCCGGCGCAGACUGUAAUGCAAAGCAAAGACCUGUCGACAAGCCAAAGCCUGUACAAUACCAUGGAUCCAGGGUUCCUGACGCCGAAUCAACUCCACUUCAUUUUGCUGCGAGCGCGAUUUUCAAUACCCUGGAGGAUCAUCUCGCAGCAAAUGAGAUCGUCAAAUUGCUCUUAGAAAACGGUGCAGAUCCAUACGCGCGAAUCGGUGAGGAUAGAACUCUUGUGCAUGAUAUAUUCAAGACUGGUGGUAUCAUUCAGCCGUUCCUGGAGUUUCAGACACUUGACCUUGAGCAUAGAGACCGUAACGGCCAAACUGUCCUCCUUGCAGCUUCCCAGUCUCGAUGGGGGACACGGGAACCAUCUCAGAUUACCAGCCGUCUCGGAGACUAUAGAACCCAUGACGCGAGAAUGGCAGAAUUGCGAGAACGAUAUGUAGGAGAUCUGUCGGGGUUUCUUUCUGUCUACCAACGAGGUGGAAAAGUGGAAGCAGUAGACAACGCCGGAAACAGCAUAUUCCAUUUCCUCGUGCAAUUGGAUCCAGUGAACAAAUACCAAAAUGGAUUCAAUGCUCUCGCUGAAAAGUGCCAGACGAUCAUCGACCAACGAAACAAGAAAGGACACACACCUCUGCAUAUUGCCCUCGCAAAGUCAAACUGGUGGGCUGUCAAGCGACUCAUGGAUGCAGGUGCAGAUCCACUCCUAAAGGAUCCGGAUGGGAACACACCCCUUCAUCAUCUCGCAUCCACAAAAUCCAUUCAUGCCGAAGACCAACUACAAUGGUUUAGCAAACUCCUCGACCUAGGUAUUGCUAUCGACGAAAGAAACAAUCUGGGCGAGACUGCGCUCUUCAAGUACUUCACAGGUCUCCCUGUCGUAACAAGCGAAAGCCAAGAACCAUUCUCGUCGUUCUUGAAAGCUGGGGCAAACAUGUUUACUAUGAACAACGAAGGCGAAACCUUGCUUCAUCUCAUGGCGAAGAAGGUGAAUCAUAACAAACGACUUGACAUCUACGUCUUCGGCAAGCGCGGUCCAAAUGCAGACGGGUUCAAGUUUUUGAUGAAAAUGGGAUUGAAUCCUAUGACAGAGGAUAAAGACCAUAGAACCCCACUAGAUGUUGCUGCGGCUUGCAGUAAUAAUCUCGUUCUGGACCUCUUCAAGAGAGACAAACCUGCUUCUCCAGAAGUGGUCGUUCAGCAGGAUAAAUCAUUCUCCUUCUUGACAAAAUAG
Molecule: messenger RNA, 6126 nt
Organism: Cadophora gregata
Lineage: Eukaryota; Fungi; Ascomycota; Leotiomycetes; Helotiales; Ploettnerulaceae
Exons: 5
Coding region: 1-6126 (2041 amino acids)
Molecular function (GO): protein binding
Source: RefSeq, a predicted model, not a curated record